Musca vetustissima is the source of this 2076-nucleotide messenger RNA. RefSeq lists its product as uncharacterized. NCBI's taxonomy places the organism in Eukaryota, Metazoa, Arthropoda, Insecta, Diptera, Muscidae. The transcript is spliced from 5 exons. The coding region runs from base 170 to 2026 and encodes 618 amino acids. The record is from RefSeq and is a predicted model, not a curated record.
CUGGGCCAAGUGUUACUGAAAAAGAAAGAAAUAAACAAAAAUAGCCCAAUUAAUUCUCCUUUACACGUUGUUAAAUAAAUUAUCCAAAAUUCCGAAAAAUCCGAGAAAAACCUCUAAGCAGUCGACACGUACAGCGUCGUCAACCGGUGGCGGUGGUGGAACCACAAAAAUGGCAUCAAAACGGAAAGCUUCAGUGUUACUACACAAGGAAGCUGCUCCCCCUUCCGCUACUACAGAUGCCACAAAUGCUUCUGAAAACAACACAGAAGGCGAUCCAUAUGCCGGCAUCAUGAAAGACGCGGAUAAGUUAAAGUUAAUGCUUCUGGCGUGGAAUUAUCAAAAUUCGAAUGCGGCUAGAAACGGUGCUGAAGGUCCCGACUUAAGUAUUGUCGGUGGUCUGUGGGCUCAAUAUCAAAGUGCACUGGCCCAAAAUGCGGCUGCUUCGAGUAAUAAGAUGGAUUCAUCGUUGUCUCCCGUGCCCAGAGAUGGGAAUCCAUCCCCCAUGGAAGCACAGGACGAAACAAAUUCCUCUGGGCAAAAAGAAGAAGAUGAAGGUUCAGAAGAUGAUUCGGACGACAAAAUAGAUGAAAAGCUAGCACAUUCACACGAUCCGGAGCGUUUGAAAGCUUUCAAUAUGUUUGUGCGUCUGUUUGUUGACGAAAAUUUGGACCGAAUUGUGCCGAUUUCUAAACAACCGAAAGAAAAAAUUCAAGCAAUCAUCGAUUCCUGUGCCAGACAGUUCCCCGAAUUCAGCGAUCGUUCACGUAAACGCAUUCGCACAUAUUUGAAGUCAUGCAGGCGGAACAAAAAGACCAGAGACGGCUGGGAAAACACGACUCGACCUACACCGGCCCAUUUAACAUCUGUGCAAGCAGAGCAAAUUCUAGCCAUCGCUUGUGAAAAUGAAUCUCUAAAUGCCAAACGCAUGCGUAUAGGUUUGGAGCCUAUUACGCAUGCUAUACCGGCUCCUGGAUCGGCUGUUGCCGCUGCUGCAGCAGCCGCUGCAGCUGCCGCGGCUGCUGUUGCCGCCACCACAAGUUCCGCCGUUUCUGUUGGAGGAGGAAGUACAUCGUCCAAUGUUACGUCAGCUUCCGCUAAUGAUGGUUCCAACGCCGCCAACUCCGCCGCCCUACCGUUUGCGACUUGCACUGGCUUCGCCCGUUCCACACCAAAUUCAGAUGCAGCCGAGCCGUUAUCUCUAACACCCGCAGCCGCUGUAUCUGCCGCUGCAGCAGCAGUCGUAGCUUCUUCUAGCGCAGGAAGUGGUGGCAUGAGUUCUGCUCGCAGCUCUCCAUUAGCUUUAAGUUCGAAUGCCAGUGUUACCGGUAUGGACAUAAAGCCACUGGCCACUUCCUUAGCUAAUGGCAACACAGCACCAAAUAAUGCCUCGGCGGGAUUAACAGGUCUAACGGCUACAAGUCCUCUUUAUAGACCCACAGACUUCACAUCUCCUACAUCGGCUUCUCCAUUUGCGGCGGCUGCAGCUGCAGCUGUUGCCGGUCGAACGCAAACAUAUCCAACAUAUUUCCCCGGUGUCACUUCAUUAGGAAAUGUUACACCCACAGACUUGUCGAUGAAACCCUCCUGCUCCUCUGCCAUCACACCCAUUACGUCUAGCACACCAGUGAAUGCCAACAACCAAGGUAACAACAACAAUGCCAACAACAUCAACAACUUGGCCGCACUCAAUCAGCUGAAUGUGAACACCAAUGUAAACAACGGCAAUGCAACAAAUACAAAUAGCGUCUUGGCUUCAGCCACCCACCAAUUGCAGCAGCUCCAACAAGUACAGCAGCAGCAACAACAACAGCAGCAACAACAACAACAGCAAGAACAGCAACAGGCAGGGCUAAAUAUUAACAACACUAUCGAUGCUAAUACGGUUCGACCGCCAUUGCUACCCCACAAACUGAGUCCCAACGAAAUAACCGCCGCCCGGCAGGUGAUCUCCGCUUACAGAGAAAGUGCCGCAUUUCUAUUGCGCACAGCUGACCAGGUCGAGCAACUGCUGGUGCAGCAACAGUAAGUGUGGGUUCUAUCCAACUGGAUGGAGCAAAUUUGGGCAUUGCACAUGAA